Hemibagrus wyckioides is the source of this 3176-nucleotide messenger RNA. It is a transcript of the gene map9, whose product is annotated as microtubule-associated protein 9. Gene Ontology annotation, molecular function: microtubule binding. Gene Ontology annotation, biological process: mitotic cytokinesis; regulation of mitotic cytokinesis; mitotic spindle assembly. Gene Ontology annotation, cellular component: astral microtubule. Lineage: Eukaryota; Metazoa; Chordata; Actinopteri; Siluriformes; Bagridae. The record is from RefSeq and is a predicted model, not a curated record. The transcript has 13 exons. The coding region runs from base 432 to 2267 and encodes 611 amino acids.
UGUGUGUCUGUGUGUGUGUGUGUGUGUCUGUGUGUGUGUCUGUGUGUGUGUCUGUGUGUGUGUGUGUGUGUCGAUGGACAUCCUUUAUCUAAACAGAUUAUUAUGUUAUUAUUUUUUUUAGCAUAUGUAAAAUCUCGUGCUUUAUCUCUGGUGCCACCUGCUGGUUCAUUAUCGCAACUGCAGCUAUGUUCCCGGUGAUGACGCGCCGCCGGAACUUGCGUCACUACUUCCUCCGCCUCGCGCGCCGGUCUCAUGGUUACGUGUGUAAACAGAUGGCGCUUGUGUAGAUUCCGAAUGAUGUUUAUCUGAUCAGAUGAUGAUCAUGGAGUAGAGUGGAGUAAUAAAGUCAGGGGUUCGGAAACAGAGAGAGAGAGAUUAGUGAUCAUCUCCGGAGCAGCUAAUGUUAUCUUCACUCUGUUUUAUAAAGAUUUAUGAGUUUAAAGUCUCGGAGUCAGCUGGAGAGCUGCAGCAUGGAUGAGGAGGAGUUCUGCACCACUCUGGCCUUCACCAAGAGUCCUAAAACCUCAAAGAGAACCACCUUCCAGGAUGAGCUGGAAGCAGCGGUCAAUCAGAGAGCGGUCAGGAACAGAACCUUUCAUUUAAACUUUAAUGAUGAUGAUGAUGAUGAUGAUGAAGAUGAUGAUAUCCUGAAGGAGCUGCUGAAGACGAGGAGGAAGAAGAUCGACAUGUUCAAAGCUUCAAGAUCUAAAACCUCCAUCGAUGACUUUAAACUGUCAGAUGAAGAGGAGGAGAACAUCAGACCCAAAAAAGUCUCCUUCCUGAAGAACCACUCUCACUCUCGCAAAUCAGACGCUCUCAGAUCAGACGCUCUCAGAUCAGACGCUCUCAGAUCAGACGCUCUCAGAUCAGACACUCUCAGAUCAGACAGCUCCUUUAUUUCUCAACAAAGUGUGACCGAGUCUCAGGGUCUGGACAGAAGUCAGCAGGACUCAGACUCACACCCUGACCCUCCUCCACAGCAGAACAGCCAAUCAGAAGUGGUGAAAAAGAUCCAAUCAGAAUCUUCUGCCUGCAGGAGGAGCCUAACAGAAUCGCCCCCGCCUCUGUAUUCAGAGGAUAGCCAAUGGAAAUACAGCUCUGGGUGUGUGUCAGAGGCCACACCCCCAACACCUGCCCCCCGGCAGCGAGCUCCUCACUCAGCUCUCAGUGGACGUGAUGAAAAGGACGGACGAACACAAACUCCACCCAGCAGAGAUGAUAUGUCUGUGGUGUCCAACACCUCCACCUCCACCUCCACUUUUUGUCAGACUGCAGGGAAUUCUGGGAGUGAUACACACCUUCAGGAGGAUGUGUCUGUGACGGUGAACACACACUCCAGGCCACUAGAGGGUGCUGAGAGCACAGAUUUCUCAGCAGGAGAUCAGAGAAAUCAGGAAGAAUAUCAGUUGGGUUCUGAGGUCUCUCCUGUACCAGACAGUGGAACUUCCAGAUCUCCAGCUGCUCGACCAGGAAGCUCCAGAAAAUGCCGGAGCACACCAUCCUACAGCGCCCAGUCCAGAUAUCUGGGGACGUUAAAGGUUCUGGAGCAGAAGGCGUGUUUACAGGAAACGGGACUGGACACUGCUGAUUCCCUGAGAGCCACCGUUUAUCAGGACUGGUUAAAGAAGAAAGAAGAGAAACUGCAGGCAACCUUCAGAGUUAAAAAACAAGAAGAAAAACUAAAGGAGGAGAAAAAAAUCGAGGAGGAAACAAGUAAGAAAGCUGAAGCCAAAGCUUCUUAUGAAGCCUGGAAAGAGAAGAAACGUGAAGCUCUGAGAGAGAACAUCAGAGAGAAACAGGAAGCCAUGAGAAAACUGCAGAAAGAGACGGAGGAUAAAGAGGAAAAGAAAGAAAUUGCAAAACGGGUCUUUGAGAAAUGGAAGCGAGAACAUGAUGACCUACUUCGCGAGCAGCUCCAAAAACAGGUGCAGACGGAAAACAGGCUGAAAGAGAAAAAAGAGAAGGAGAAAGAACAGAGGACAAGAGAGAGCAGUUCUUCACUCGCUCAGUGGAAUGUCAGGAAGAAGGAAAUGAUUGAGGAGAAGCUGAAGUCUGAACGUAGGAAGAAGGAAAUAAAAGAGAUUGAGGAGAAAUAUGAGAAGGAAGAAAGAGAAAAGACGGCACUGGAGAUGUACGAGAAAUGGCUGAUAAGGAAAGAGUUUCAGCAGAAACGAGAGAGAAGAGAACAGAAACUGAAGGCGAUUGUAGUGGAUGGGCCACAGCCCCCAUGGAGCCCUCCCAACAGAACCAUCCCUUUUGGCAAAUGACCCUCACUGUAGCUCUGGAUAUACACACUCACCGGCCACUUUAUUAUGAACACGGUCCUGCAGGUCCAGGUCUGUGGAUGUUGUUGCAGAUGGGUUGGUUUAUGUUAAACAACUGAUCUUCUGAGAUCUUCACAAACAUCAGAUUCUACCUUUUACUGAAAAUGGAGUGAAAAAAAAAUGAAAAGAAAACAUUCAUUAACCUGAGGUGCUCAUGGACACCAAAACUACACAGGGGAAGAAAAGCAUAAGCUGGUCUUUAUCUAAUCUUCAAAUGUCCAGUUUAAAUCAUUGUUCCAGAUUGUGAUGUUUGAUGUAAACAAUAACUGAAGCUCUUGGACUGUAGCUGUGUCUGUAAUAGGUUUAUAUAUCGUGUUCUACUACAUGAUUGGCUCAUCGGAUAAUUGCAGGUGUGUAGAUGUUCCUUAUAAAGUGGCCGGUGAGCGUAUCUCUGCGGGAGCUCUGAUGGAUCAGUGUGGUGGUGAAUCUGACAGUAAUCACAGGAGCAUGCGCUGCUCUAUGUCCAAUCUAAUUAUAAAUCUGAUUAAUGUUGUUGCGUUAGAAUGAGACUGAUAAGCACUUUAGCGGAAGAAGAACUGAAAUCUUCAGCAUUCUGCAGGAAGCAUGAUCUACUGAUCUACUGAUCUAAUGAUCUACUGAUCUAAUGAUCUAAUGAUCUAAUGAUUUACUGAUUCUCUUUACAGCAGCUUCGCUAAAACUCUGAAGUUCCUAAAAGCCCCUUCUGUGAUAUUGUUGAAUUUGAAGUUGUUUAUUGUUUUAAUCUCUCUUCAUGGUGCAGGUUAUUUUGUGUGUUUUUGUGCUCCUGCUGCACAUCAACACACUUCAUUACAAAUGAAUCCUGAAGUGAUUCUCUACAGGUCUAAUUUUAUAAAAUAAAUAACAUCAAACUCA